Molecule: messenger RNA, 1683 nt
Organism: Indicator indicator
Lineage: Eukaryota; Metazoa; Chordata; Aves; Piciformes; Indicatoridae
Gene: LAP3
Product: leucine aminopeptidase 3
Exons: 13
Coding region: 1-1662 (553 amino acids)
Biological process (GO): proteolysis
Cellular component (GO): cytoplasm
Molecular function (GO): metalloaminopeptidase activity; manganese ion binding
Source: RefSeq, a predicted model, not a curated record
AUGAGGCGCUGGGCGCGCCAGGCGCUUGCUGGUGUGAUGGCUGCCUGUACUAUGGCUGCCUGCACGCCUGCCGUGCUGCUGCCCUGGCUGCCAAGGGUGGCUGCGCGCCGCCUCAGCCGCCGUCUGCCCCUGCUCUGCAGCUGCUGGGCCCGGGGGCCCUCGCCGCGGGGUUACAGCAGCGGGGCGGGUGGGAAGGGUCUUGUUCUGGGAAUCUACUCAAGUGAAAAGGAUAAAGGUGCUACCCAGUUCACUAGUGCAGGAGAAGCUUUUGAUAGACUUGUGUCUGGAAAGCUGAGAGAACUUCUGUCUGUGUGUGGGCCACCUUUAAAGAAAGGCAAAACACGCAUGUUCCAUGGUUUGCAUCAGGACUUUCCAAGCGUGGUUGUAGUUGGCUUGGGUAAGAAGAAUGCUGGAGUAAACGACCAAGAAAACUGGCAUGAAGGCAAAGAAAAUAUCCGUGCAGCUGUUGCAGUUGGUUGUAGGCAGAUCCAAGAUCUGGAGAUCCCUUGUGUUGAAGUAGACCCCUGUGGAGAUGCUCAAGCAGCUGCAGAAGGUGCUGUCCUUGGAUUGCAUGAAUAUAAUGAGCUGAAGCAGAAAAAGAAACCUGUAGUUACAGCUCAGCUUCAUGGAAGUGCAGAAAGUGAAGCCUGGCACAAAGGUGUUCUCUACGCAGAGGGUCAGAACCUUGCUCGGUACCUCAUGGAGGCUCCUGCUAAUUAUAUAACUCCAAUCAAAUUUGCUGAGCAUAUUGAACAGAAGCUCAGAAGUUUCAGCAAUGUCAAGGUCCAUGUAAGACCAGAGUCCUGGAUAGCAACACAACAGAUGGGAGCAUUCCUGAGUGUAGCCAAGGGUUCAGCUGAACUUCCCAUCUUUCUGGAGAUUCACUAUUCAGGUGGUGCCAAUACAAGUGACUCCCCAUUGGUACUUGUAGGAAAAGGAGUUACAUUUGACAGUGGUGGCAUUUCACUGAAGCCAUCAUCAGGUAUGGAUGCAAUGAGAGCAGAUAUGGGAGGGGCAGCAACUAUCUGUUCAGCCAUUGUGACAGCUGCAGCUUUAAAUCUACCUCUUAACAUAAUUGGUUUGGCACCCCUCUGUGAAAAUAUGCCCAGUGGUAAGGCAAGCAAACCUGGGGAUGUAGUUAGAGCCAAGAAUGGAAAAACGAUACAGGUGGAUAAUACAGAUGCAGAAGGCAGACUGCUGUUAGCUGAUGCUCUCUGUUAUGCUCACAGUUUUAAUGCAAGGGCUAUUGUGAAUGUUGCAACAUUAACAGGUGCCAUGGAUGUUGCAUUGGGGUCUGCUGCAACUGGAGUGUUUACAAACUCAUCUUGGCUUUGGAGUCACCUUUAUGAGUCCAGCAUUUUGACAGGCGACAGAGUUUGGAGAAUGCCUCUUUUUGAACAUUACACAAAACAAGUAACAGACUGUCCUCUCGCAGAUCUGAGUAACAUUGGAAAGUACAGCAGAGCUGGAGGAGCAUGCACGGCUGCUGCGUUCCUGAAGGAAUUUGUGACUGCUUCUCACUGGGCUCAUUUAGACACAGCUGGUGUGAUGUCAAAUAAAGAUGAGGUGCCCUACCUUCGAAAAGGCAUGGCAGGGCGACCUACGAGAACGCUAGUAGAGUUUGCUGCUCGAUUAAGUCAAGACAGUCACGGUACCAAAUAAAAUACACCAAAACAGUCUAUU